Arachis duranensis is the source of this 3070-nucleotide messenger RNA. RefSeq names its product small RNA 2'-O-methyltransferase. Gene Ontology annotation, biological process: piRNA processing; siRNA processing; RNA methylation. Gene Ontology annotation, cellular component: cytoplasm; nucleus. Lineage: Eukaryota; Viridiplantae; Streptophyta; Magnoliopsida; Fabales; Fabaceae. The record is from RefSeq and is a predicted model, not a curated record. Gene Ontology annotation, molecular function: O-methyltransferase activity; RNA methyltransferase activity; peptidyl-prolyl cis-trans isomerase activity.
UUCUUUCGCAAAAUCAAUUUCCCCCGUUUUCACUUCUCUCAUCUCCAAGCCUCUCAACGAAGGAUAGAGGAUGCCCUGAUCUUUUUCAUGGAGACCAAAGAAUUUACUGGUGUUGCACCGAAGAAGGCAAUUGUUACGCCUAAAACUAUAAUACACCAAAAAUUUGGCACUAAGGCUUGCUACACUGUAGAGGAAGUUAAGGAGUCUGAUGAAAAUGAUUGUCCGGGAUUAAGUAUACCACAGAAAAGACCCUGCGUUUAUCGUUGCUCCUUGCAACUUCCAGAACUUCUUGUGGUGUCAGGGAUCUUUAAGAAAAAGAAGGAUGCAGAGCAAUCUGCAGCAGAGUUGGCCAUACAGAAGCUUGGCAUCCGUGUUGAUACCGAUGACCCCACUCCAGAAGAAGCAUGGGACAGCAUUGUUGCUCGAAUUAACUAUUUGUUUUCAGAAAAUUUUCUUUCAUCUCUCCACCCGCUCAGUGGUCACAUUGGAGCAAUUUUACAGAGGAAAGGUGAUCUUUGUGGAUCACUUCCUGUUUCUGUCCUUGCUGUCUAUGAUGCAAAGCUUGGUAGCUUGUGUAAAUAUAUUGAUCCUGAGGUGGAGUCAAAUCCAUUUUUGGUUAUGUCAUACAUAAUCAAGGCCACUACAAAGUUAUCUGGAUUUAUUGCUACUGCUGAACAACAUCCCUGGAUUAGAAAGCAAAGUCCAUAUCCUGAAGAUACUGUAGAUUCAUUAUUGAAACAAGACGGUUUGCAAGAACCCAUUCAGGUUGCUGCUGUACGCAUUCCUAGUUCAGAGGAAAAAUAUGUUGAAGCAGUGACUCUUCAUAUUUCCUCAAAAGAGUACUAUCUUAAUAUAAUUGCAAAUGAACUUGGUCUUGAAGAUGCCUCCAAUGUUUUGAUUUCAAGGAAUUUGGGUAAAGCUUCUUCCGAGACAAGGCUGUUCUUUGCUGCUCCAAAAUCUUAUAUACUGGAUCCAUCUUCUAAAUUGCCAAAUGGAAAAGACGGCCUUCGUCUUGAUGGACCUUCAAAUUUAAGGGCAAGUUACUUGUCUGGUCAUGAUAUAGCUGGUGAUGCAAUAUUAGCAUCUAUUGGAUAUACGUGGAAAUGUAGAGAUCUUUUCUAUGAAGAUGUAGCAGUUCAGUCAUAUUACAGGAUGCUUAUAGGGAAGACCCCAGGUGGGAUUUAUAAACUAUCCAGAGAGGCUUUGCUCGCAUCAGAGUUACCUUCAAGGUUCACCACAAGGGUAAAUUGGAGGGUUUCGUUUCCCAGGGAUAUACUUUGUAAUUUUUGCCGUCAGCACCGUCUAUCUGAACCUCUAUUCUCCAUUAUAAGCCCUGCUUCAAAAGAACCAACUGAAUCGUGUGGAUCAAAUUUGAAAGUUGCAGACCUGGGCAGAGAUGUGAUUGGAUGUGUCAAUGGGGCCCCUACAACUUCAAGACCAAUGCAAUCAGAUACAGAGAUGUUUCAGUGUGAAGUAAAAUUACUUUCUAGGUGUGAGAAUUUGAUAAUUAAGUGUUUCCCAAAGGAUUGUUUUAAAAAGCAGAAUGAUGCCAUUCAGAAUGCUUCAUUGAAACUUCUAGUGUGGCUGAACAAUAAUUUUAAUAAUACAAUUGUUCCAUUUGAACCACUUUAUGAGACUGCUGACAUCUUCGGCAUCCAGAUUUUUUCUGAGAACUUUUUCAGAGAGAUUUCACACUAUCAUUCAAUUCAAAAUUGUCAGCAGCUUAAUCAAUCACUGGGUAUAAAUUCAUCAUGUACCACGCCAGUAAAAGGAGUGUGCUUGUUAAAGAUUGAAGGUCCAGACUCUGGUGUCUGUCCAUGCAAUGGAUCUUUAUCUUGUAUAAGUUACUCAGUUUCUUUGGUUGUGGAGGGUGAGAAUAUUAAAAAAGUUAUUGAAGUCACAAACAACUUUGAGUUUGAGGUGGGAGUUGGUGCUGUAAUUUCCUAUGUGGAGGAGGUUGUGAUGCAGAUGUCUGUUGGUCAGUCUGCUUACUUCACUACAAGCAUAUUCACUUCUGAUUUGAUUUUUGCUUCAGCAAGUGAUUCAGUCGAAAUGCAGUCCUUGUUAUCUUCUAAAGGCUGCUGCUUAGAAUAUGAAAUAAAUUUGACCAAGGUAGCAGAGCCUUUGGAGGAAAGGAUGGAACAGGCUCUUUUUAACCCUUCACUUUCAAAGCAACGGGUGGAAUUUGCAGUUCGACACAUUAUAGAAUCCCAUGCUACUACUUUGAUUGAUUUUGGAUGUGGAUCUGGAAGCUUGUUGGAAGCAUUGUUGAAGUAUCAAACUUCUUUGGAGAAAAUUGUCGGUGUUGAUAUUUCACCGAAGGGUCUGACCCGUGCUGCAAAGGUACUUCAUUCGAAGUUGGUCACAAACUCAGACAGUGGUGUGCAGUUGACUAGUAUCAAAUCAUUAAUUCUCUAUGAAGGUUCAAUUACAAAAUUUGGUUCCAGGUUGCAAGGAUUUGAUAUUGGCACUUGUUUGGAGGUGAUAGAGCAUAUGGAUGAAGAUGAAGCAUGCCUAUUCGGGGAUGUGGCAUUGAGUUAUUUUUGUCCAAGGAUUCUCAUUGUUUCUACGCCAAAUUAUGAGUACAAUGUGGUGCUCCAGAGAUCCAAUCUGGCAGCCCAAGAGCAAUAUGAGGAAUCGGGUGAGAAAACCCUGUUACAAUCAUGUAAAUUUCGCAACCAUGACCACAAAUUUGAGUGGACCAGAGAACAGUUCGGAAAAUGGGCAUCCGGCUUGGCUGCACAGCACAAUUACAAUGUGGAGAUCAGUGGAGUUGGUGGUUCUGCUGAUAUUGAACCUGGUUUUGCUUCCCAAAUUGCAGUCUUUAAAAGGGAAUGGAGUCUUGAAGAUGGCUUCAAGGAUGCUGAUAUGGAUCACCAGUAUAAUAAAAUAUGGGAAUGGGUAUGCAAUAGGAAGAACGAAUAAUUGUUUAGACUGAAUUGUACAGUUCUUUUAGGUACUCAAGAAUCCUUUUUUAGUGAAGUAGAGAAACAACAGAAUGAUUUUUGGAGAAGGGCAGGGCGAUUAAGAGCUUUAAAGAAGGGCAGAUUUUAUUGGAUCAUUUUUACAA